GGAUAAACAAUAUUAUCAGAAAAAAGCCAUCUAGCGGACAUCCACCACACCAAACAACCCUCAUAAAUCCAUUUCUGUAUUUCUACCCUUAUAUAAUCGAUUUUAUCCGUGUCAUUAUACUAUUUCAACCCCUAUGGGGUGCGCAGAUCCAAUAUCACAGUGUAAUUUUAUUACACUUGCCUUAAAAAAAGGGUUAUUGUGUCCUUAUUUUGGACACCGACUGCAAAUUUUCAAGAAAAAACGGAAAAAUUUGCGUAUUAAAUAAAAGAGAUGCCUUCAGAGCCGGAUUCAGGGCUUCAGCCCAACGAAGAAAGGCCAAGAAUUUUGUUUGUAAGUCCUGGAAAUAAUUUGUCUUGGCCUGAUAAGGACAGAAACAUCAGUUAUCAUAUUCCUUCAGUCUGUGACGAUUUUUAUUACGCCAGCGACGGGCGUAAGUUUACUGAAGAGAUCAGAAAACUUUUUGAUGUCUUUUUUGCAAAUUCCACCAGUGGAGGUACGUGGUGGCCUUGGUGCGACUACUGGAAAGAUCCUCAACACAUUUUGUACCAACUGGCAAAUGUCUGCUUUGUUCUGGCUUACUCGUCAACAUGCUCCAAAAAAGGAGUACUCUUCAUGCAUUGCUGGCUGAUAUUUGGACUAAUGUUAUUCUCAACAUGGGCCUGGAACAUUAUAUGUGCCCCAGAUGUUUUUACAUGGAACUUUGCCUUUAUGCUGAUGAAUAUGGCUCAAGUUUUCCAUAUUUUGUACCAACUAAGGCCUGUGAAGUUUGACCCAGAGCUAGAAGAAGUGUACCAUACUCUUUUUGAACCGUUUAAAUUAUCAAGACUUCAAUUUAAACGGAUGGUAAGUCCGGAUUUUGCCCAAAUCAUGUCUCUCCAUGCUGGAGAAGCUUACGCAGUCCAAAAUUUGACCAGGACAGACAGAUUGGGUCUUUUACUAUCAGGAAAAGUUAAUGUAUUAUCAGAUAAUCAAUUCCUGCAUCCAAUAUUACCGUGUGAGUUUAUGGAUUCACCUGAAUUUGAAUCUAGCAGAAAUACAGUGGAUGAUAAAUUCAAGGUGUCAAUUGUAGCUGCCAGUUCUUGCAGAUACCUCUACUGGCAAAGAUCUUCCUUGGAAUACCUUUUCGUUAAAGACACUUACAUAGCAACUGUCCUAACAACACUAAUUGCAAGAGAUAUAACAACAAAACUUUAUGCGAUGAACAAUAAAAUUGUUACAGCUAAAGGAUCACAUCUGGAUAUAAGACUGCCCAGCAUAACAUCGUCACUGACCUCCGGAGGUGAAUACAAAAGUCCAAUAAGGACUAAAAAAGCAAACGGAGGUAUGUGUAACGCAUCCAUAGAAGCGUUUUGUAACGAGAAUACCACUCCGAAACCAAAAAUCUAUGAUAAAUUUAAAGAAAAUGGUAACGUUUCCCAGAAUUGUUAUGUCAGUGAGAUGGAGCCACUGACAGAGCUUCCGUCAUCCGAUGAUCUAACUUCCAAUGACGUGGAAAGCUGGUUGGAAACUAGCUCUAAGUAUCAUAGUUGUGAAAUUAAUGUGAUUUUCUAUCAAAUAAAUGACUUAAUUAUGGAAAUAUCUGUGAUCCAAUCGAGAACUUACGCGACACAUUUGGUUCCUGUUAAAACGAAUUUUUCUAGAUUGAAUGUUGUUGAUUCGUCAAAAAACUCGCGGCAUCAGUUACGCAACGACAUGCACGUGGAAUUUAAUAAAACCAUGCCGAAACUGAACGCAACCAAGUCGAAUUAUACGUAUUUGGAGAACUUGGUCACGUGGAACACCAGUGACUUCUACUACAACGUAUCGAAUAGUUCGGAUUUGGACUAUGACUAUCAGAUGAUGAAUGGUACCAUAGAUGAUUCAUCGUGGUCAAUGUGUAAAGAGUGGACACCAGCGCAACAUAGUCUAUUUCAGACAGCUAACUUUUUCUUUGCAGCUGCAUUUCUUGUACCGGGCAGCUUCAAACAGAGUGUACUUCUAGUCAGAGCUCUACUGUCCUUCGGCUAUUUUUUUCUGGCAAUCUGGGGAGGCAUGGAAGUGUGUGCUCCGGACAUCUUACUUUGGAAUUCCAUCAUAGUAGUUUUAAAUUGUACCCACACAGCGAUGCUCACGUGGAGAUUUCUGCCUCCCACGUUAACUCUGGAGUUGACGGAACUUUAUAUUAAGGUAUUUAAGCCACUUAGAGUCAGCAAAAAACACUUCAAAGAACUGGUAAAGGAAGCCAAAGUGAUGACGCUAGAAACUGGUGACAUCUACGCGGUGGAAGACAUAAGUCCUGCAGAUGAACGUCUAUCAAUAUUACUCAAAGGCAGGUUGAGAGUGACCUGUGACGACACACAUCUGCAUUUCAUUGGUCAGCAUCAAUUCGUGGACUCGCCAGAAUGGGAGGCCAAUCACGAGCAGUCCGAUGACGUGUUCCAAGUGACAAUCACAGCGGAAGAGGACAGCACUUACCUUUGCUGGUCCAGGAUGAAGCUGGAGAGGGUUUUGAGGCACAGACCCAUGCUCAAAACAGUCUUAGACUCUGUUAUAGGUAAGGAUAUUACACAGAAACUGUACGCUCUCAACGAGCAUCUCAGUGGACUUAAUGAUGAGAGAAACAGAGGUAAAAGAAACGAAAUAUGGGCAAAAACGCACAAUAGAAGCAUGUCAAUGGAUGCUGUCAACACCGGUACCACUGGAUUGGUCAGAUCGCAAGCUUAUAAGUCAGCUGUGAAGAACUGUAAUCCUUUUAGUCCUACAAACAUGGGCUCCAUAGGAAAACUGCAACAAAACAACCACCAACAGAGCUGGGUACCGAUAGUUGUUAGUCAAUUUCCAACAACUUCACCAUUCAUCACUCAAAAUUCAACAAAUACCACCAAAAUACCCGAAGUUCAUACACCACAAAGAACCAGAUCAUUGAAAGGAUCGAAAAAAGACAGGGAAGUCAAAUUUCAGGCUGAAAAAUAAAAAAAAUUCAGAUGAAAUAUAUCCAAAAAAUCGAGAAAAAUAAGACUUGUUUUGAAAAAAAAAUUCUAUCACCUUGUAUACAUAUUUCAAGGCAAAUUUUUAUUGUUUUUUAUAAUUUAUUUUCUUUAUACGUCUAAGAACUAUAAUAUCUGCAAAAAUACUUGCAUAUCGAUAGUUCUUUCCUUUUUCAGGUGUAUAGUCAUCAAAUUUUUCACUCAAAAUGAAUAAAAAUAUCCUCAUGACCACUCACCAAUACAUAUUGAGUUAAUUUCUUUAUUAUGGACUAAAAAUUUGCUUUUAUUUUUUGUUAUUACCAACAUUUUAUCACAAAAAGUUUGAAAAAUAUGAUUUUUCUCCAUAUUUCAACAAAUUACAAACCAAAACAAUUUUAUUAUUAAUCACCAUCAGUUCAAGCAUCAAGUGUGCUUUGGAAUGUAACUCUUCUUCUUUUAAUUUUUUCGUAAACUUAUAAUCAUAGUUCCAGGGGCCAACCUUGCCUACUGCGAAUUGUAAAAAGCCUUAUAUUAUGAAAUAAAAGCUUUAUAACGAUCGUACAGGGUGAGUCAACUACAGAGCAAUAUUCAUUAUCACACUUCUAUUGAGAAUUACGAAUUUUUAAGUGUAACACCCUAUUUUUAUGUAUUCUGCGUAAAAUUCUAUAACGGUUUUUGAAGUCUGAACAUUACUCUAUUCGUUGAUUCAUCCUGUAUGUAUGAUAUGAUCGAAUAUAUUCUUGAUUUUAAUUACUUAUUUAGUAUAUUCAAGAUUUAUUCGAUUAUAAAUAUAUAUCUACGUAAAAAAUGGUCUAAAAGACCAACCAAGCAUAAUAUUGUGCCUUUAGAACCAAAAAAUAUAUAUUAAAAAAUAACCGUACUUCAUUUUUGACCUGCACAACUUUUUGUUGAAACUUAGCAGCAUACAAACUACAUGUAUAUUAUUGUGUAGCUAGCUAAAUGUCGUAUUUACAUGUAUACUCAAUAUAACAAAGUAUCUAUACAGGGUAUAUUAAGAAUUAUAUUAUUUAGUGCCAAACCCCUAUAUACUACGAUGUUAAAAAAUUAUUAAAGUAUUUUUUAAAAUACCCUGUAUUAUAUUUUAUACAUACACAUGUUACUGGGUGUUUGUUUAGUCAUAAACUGAUGUCAUAUUAUUAUCAAUCAUAAUAUAAGUGUUGUAAAACCAUAUAUGUAACAUUAAAAUAAUUAAAAUAUAUAGAGAGACGAAAAUUAUAAACUGAAUUAAUAUAUAAUUCCACAACUUGCCUUCCAAACAUGUAAACUUUAUAUAUAUUUUAUAAAACUAAACCUCCAGGUAUUGCAACUAAUUCGUUUUUAUAUAAUUAUUAUAUUUAGAAAAAUGCAGUUACUGUAAAUAAUAGAGGUAUAUGUUAAUAUUGUU
Sitophilus oryzae (rice weevil) is the source of this 4350-nucleotide messenger RNA. RefSeq lists its product as uncharacterized. Gene Ontology annotation, molecular function: cAMP binding. Gene Ontology annotation, cellular component: sarcolemma. The transcript is spliced from 17 exons. NCBI's taxonomy places the organism in Eukaryota, Metazoa, Arthropoda, Insecta, Coleoptera, Curculionidae. The record is from RefSeq and is a predicted model, not a curated record. Bases 271 to 2952 code for a protein of 893 amino acids.